Messenger RNA from Cyanistes caeruleus (blue tit), 686 nucleotides. The record is from RefSeq and is a predicted model, not a curated record. Lineage: Eukaryota; Metazoa; Chordata; Aves; Passeriformes; Paridae.
UGUCCCGGAGUUUGGCUGUCCCGGAGCUCUGGGUGGCGCAGGGUUUGGGAUGCCCCGUUAUUUGGGAUGUCCCGGAGUUUGGGGUGUCCCGGAACUGGGGCUGAAACGGGAUUCGGGGCAUUUGAGGGAGGGUUUGCGGUGUCUCGGGGUUUGGGGUGCCCCGGGUAUCGGUGUGUGCCGGGAUUUGGGGUGUCAGAGGAUUUUGGGGUGCCCCGGGAUUGGGGGAUGCUACAGGAUUUGGGGUGUCUGGGAUGGGGGUGUCCCGGGAUUGGGGGUGUCCCGAGUUUUGGGGUGCUCCAGGUUUUGGGGUUCCCCCUCACGCUGCCACCCCAGGGGACACCCACCGCGGUGCCUACACCGCCUUCAUGAAAUCCCAUCGCUGCUACGACCUGAUCCCCACCAGCUCCAAACUGGUCGUCUUCGACACAUCCCUGCAGGUGAAGAAGGCGUUCUUCGCGCUGGUCACCAACGGUGUCCGUGCAGCCCCGCUCUGGGACAGCAAAAAGCAAAGUUUUGUAGGAAUGCUGACCAUCACCGACUUCAUCAACAUCCUGCACCGCUACUACAAAUCACCCAUGGUGCAGAUCUACGAGCUGGAGGAACAUAAAAUAGAGACGUGGAGAGAGGUUUAUCUGCAAGACUCCUUCAAGCCGCUGGUGUGCAUUUCCCCCAAUGCCAGCCUGUUU